CGCAGCGCUCGGGGCGGCGCUACGGCGCAUGGGUGCGCCGUCGCCAUGGUAACCGCGGAAGCCAGGGGCUUGACGAGCGGUAAUUUUGGAGUUAAUGGAGCCAGACGGACCUCCAGAGUCAGAGAGUUCAGAAAGAUCAAUAUUUUCCUCACAGCAAGAAGAAGAAGAUGAUGAAGAAGAAGAAGGUGAUGAUGAAGGAGAAACGAAAGAACCAGAAGAAACAGGCACCCUUAAUCCUGUCUUACAACCUGCCCUCACAGGGGAUGUAGAAGGUUUGCAGAAGAUUUUUGAGGAUCCUGAGAACCCUCAUCAUGAACAGGCCAUGCAGCUACUCUUGGAAGAAGACAUCAUUGGGAGAAAUUUGUUGUAUGCAGCUUGCAUGGCUGGGCAAAGUGAUGUGAUUAGAGCUUUGGCAAAAUAUGGUGUGAAUCUGAACGAAAAAACCACCAGAGGUUACACACUCUUACACUGUGCUGCAGCCUGGGGUCGUUUGGAAACUUUGAAAGCACUUGUGGAAUUGGAUGUUGAUAUAGAAGCUCUGAACUUUCGGGAAGAAAGAGCUCGAGAUGUUGCUGCUCGGUAUUCCCAGACUGAGUGUGUUGAAUUCCUGGACUGGGCAGAUGCAAGGCUGACUCUGAAAAAAUAUAUUGCAAAGGCCUCUGCAGCUGUUACAGACACAGAAAAGGGACCAGGGAAGCUCUUUAAGGAAGACAAGAAUACCAUCCUCAGUGCAUGCCGUACAAAAAAUGAAUGGUUGGAAACCCAUUUGGAAGCUUCUGUCAGCGAGCUUUUGGAGCAGAAACAACAAUUGGAAGAUAUUGUGACUCCUAUCUUCACAAAAAUGGCAACACCGCGUCAAGUGAAAAGUGCCAAAUCUGUAGUCUAAGCCAUGGUCAGAAAAGAAGUCAAGAUCUUACCUUCUACUGAGUAUAUAUUUUGUAAAAGACCACACUUUCUUCUAAUAUUUAUAAAAGCAAACUUACUCAUGCCAACUGAAGUUAAGAAAAUACAUGUAGGGCUUUAUAAGAAUGUUUAGGUAUGAAUCACCCUUUUUUUGUUUUACCCUAUUCAGCACGUGUAAUUCCAGACGCUCUUUCCUUGCCUCUGCUUCAAGUGUGGCUCCGUGUGAGUUCCACAUGCUGCUCCCAGACAGCGUGGGUGUGAAUCACUCACAAAGUCUCUCUGGAAGCUCUAAAAGCUAUAUAGAGAAUCUAACAGUUUUCUAACAGAGGCAGGAAAUUUCCAUUUAACUGAAGAAUUCUAUUAGAAAAGACAUAUUAGCUAUUUCCAGAGGAAAAGUUUGUUCUCCCUCUUUCAAAAGAAAAGCUAUGGGAAGACAUUCUGGAGCAAGGAUAUAUUAAGAAUGGUUUGGCUCGGGGUUUUCGUCUUCUUCUUCCUUCUUCCUUCUUUUUUAAUUAUAUGGUUUAUUUAUUUAUUUUGAGAGAGAUCACUCAAGCAAGGGAGUGGAGUGACAUAAAUGGAGAGAGAGAGAACCCCAAUCCCAAGCAGGCUCUGUGCCCAACAUGAGAAUCAAUCCCACCAACCAUGAUACCAUGACCUGAGCUGAAAUCAAGAGUCGGACAGUUAAUUGAUGGAGCCACCCAGGCUCCCCUCAGGGUCCUCUUCUUAAACAACUAUUACUUUUUUUGUUUUGUUUUUAAUGUUUAUUUUUGAGAGAGACAGAGAGAUAGAGAGAGAGCAAGAGCCAGCGGGGAAGGGGCAAAGAGAGAGGGAGACACAGAAUCUGAAGCAGGCUCCAGGCUGAGUUGUCAGCACAGAGCCUGACGCGGGGCUUGGACUCACAAACUGGGAGAUUAUGACCUGAGCCGAAGUCGGAUGCUUAACUGACUAAGCCACCCAGGCGAUCCUACAACUAUUACUUUUUAUAUCCAAAUUAAAAUUUACCUGUGAGGUGGGAUUUAGUCUUUUAGUAAAAUCUGCUCAUUUCUUUAGCUUCCUCCUCCUCCUCCUCCUCCUCCUCUCUCUCUCUCUCUCUCUCCACACACACAUGUAUAUUUAGAUUUCCCUUAUUCUGUAGGUUUGACAAUAUAGAUAUUUUAACUGGACUCCAUGCUAUCUUUCUUUCUGUUCUGUUUUAUAUUUUUUAUGAUUAAAAUUUUUUUUUACAUUUAUUUAUUUUUGAUGAAGAGAGACAGAGCACAAGUCGGGGAGGGGCAGAGAGAGAAAGAGACACAGAAUUGGAAGCAGGCUCCAGGCUUCGAGCUCCAAGCUCUGAACUGUCAGCACAGAGCCUGACGUGGGGCUCGAACUCACCAACUGUGAGAUCACGACCUGAGCCGAAGUUGGAUGCUUAGCCGACUGAGCCACCCAGGCACCCCCUAUUUUUUAUGUUUUAAAUAUCAGUGUUGGUUUGGUUUCAUAUUAGUGGUUUGGAAUGUCUUUUUUUCCCCUAGUUUAUCUAAAAGCCCCCAAACCUUCUACUACUCUGAUUUUCCUGAAAAUUUUUAUAGAAACAACAUGUUAAAAAAAAACAACCACAUUUAUGUGUUGUUCUUAAGACCUUUUCUUUUUUGUCCUACACUAAAAGCUAGUUUUUCAUUAUAGAGGGGAUGGAAAAGAAAAAAGCAAUUCAGUAAUUGCUCAUCAGCUGACACUUUCUCAACUACGGUUUUGAGAUAACACUUUAAAUUUGUGUCACAGAUUUUUAAGUUUUGAGAUCUUUUUUAUGCAUGAGCAAUUCCAUUUCAGCAAUUCCAUUCCAUUUUUGCCUUAAGCAAAAGAAUAGGGCAAUAACUCUCACUCCCUCUGGUAGAUCCAAUGGGUGUUUGUGGAGUUCUACAAGGAAGGAGGUCUAUCUGUGUUGGCUCUGCUCUCUUACUAUUGUACAUUGUGAGAAGUCUGUUACCUUUAAGGACUGCAGUAAUUUGGGACAAGGCUAGUUGCCAUUUUUAUUGUUUCUGCCGUAUUUUCUGAGACUUGAUCUUGAGUAUGUCGUUACCUUCCAGGCAAUGUGGUCCUGAUGAUUAGGGGGAUGAUUCCUGAAUCUUACUUCAAAGAUUCGUAGAUAAAACUGAGACAGUUCUGGAGAUCCUUAAUAUAAAAUAAACCUCUCUCUCCUUUAUUCACCUUUUAGUUCUUCUCUUCCAACUUCUUGAAGCUUUUGAUGUAUGUAGUAACGCUGUCUUUCUAAAACUCCUUGACUGGCACCCUUAUGUCAUUGUGGUUCCUUUACUGCUUUUCUAACUCCUUUACCAGCUGCUGUGGUCUGAAUGUGUUGUAUGUCAUGCCCCCACCCCUCCCCCCUGCAAAUUCACAUGUUAAAAUCUAAUGCUCAAAGUGAUAAUAUUAGGAGGUGGAGCCUUUCGGAGGUGAAUAGGUUGUGAGGGCAGAACCCUCUUGAAUGGGAUUAGGUUCUUAUAAAAGAGACCUCCAGACAGUUCCCUUGCCCUUAGCACCCAUGUGAGGUUACAGCAAAAUGAGCCGUAUAGGAGGUAGGCUCUCACCAGACACUGAAUCUUCUGGCACCAUAAUCUUGGACUUCCCAGCCUCCAGAACUGUAAGAAAUAAAUGUUUGUUGUUUAUAAAGUAGCCAGCUAUGGUCUUUUGUUGUAACAGCCUGAACUAAGAUGCCAAUUCCUAUUCUUCAUCUUGCCUCCAGCAAUGGAAACUUCUCAAAAGUCAGUCUGUCUUACAGACAUUUCUAUGUCAGUUAUGCCUCAAUAAAGAUGAAAAAAAAAAAAAAAAAGCCUAUUCUGACCUUUGGCAAAGCAGUCUAUAAUUCUUCACCCCGUGACCUUUUUUAUCCCCAGUGUUAGGAAGAACGAAUCCCUCCUUCUCUGGAGUAUCUGUAGUGCUAAUAGCCACAUAUAUAUUCUAUUUAAUUGUUCACAUAUUUGUCUUCCCUUGCGGAUUAUGAGCUUUUUGAGGGUAGGGGAUUUGUCAUGUUUUUCUUCAUACCUCAAGAGCCCAUAAGGUAGUAAGUUAGUAAAUAACAGUUGAAUGAAUUCUCUUUUGGUGCUACCUUAUUCAUAGAGUUCUUUCUAAAAAUGACUCCUGAACCCUUCACUCCAUUACCUUCUUUGUGCUGGUGCCCUGUUGCGACUCCCGCUUCUCUGGCCCCACACACGUACAACGUCAUGACUGUGUAUCUAGUUUCUCCUCUGUUUUCUGACCUUCAUCUUGAAUGCUGUACUAGUUUUUAGGCAUGUGAACCUGGUGAUUACCAAAGGAUUCCUGGAUCCUAUGUCAAAGAUUCCGCUGAUGUGAGGAUCUGAGUUUAGAGAGAUAUAGUACUUCUUGUGAUCUGUUGUUGCAUUGAAUUAUACAUUUAUUCAUAGGAGAGUUCAAAUGUCCAUAUGCUUUGAGUUUGAGCUGCUACACAGGUAGGUGCAGGACUUCUUCUGAAUACCUGUAGAGUAAUUACAAUUUCAAUGUGCAGACUAGUAAAUUAAAUUAUUUAGAAAGGGGUCAAGUAAAGGCUAAAUUCAGUGCUAUGAUAAACGCUAGACAGUGGUUCCUGAGACUUCUGUAGUUUGAUUGGAAAAAUGUGAAAAAAUGGAGGAGAUUGAUAUGACAUCAUUAAGAAAACAAGUACUAUCUGCUAUCACUGUUAUUUAAUAAAAGAGAAGAUUUUAACAUCAGAAAAGAAGGGAAGGUGUGAUUUCAUUGUUAGGUUCUGUCCUUUAAAUUGAAUAAAUUAAGCUUUAUUAUGAACUGUUAUAUAUGCCACGUAUGAUGGAACUUUUGUCAUGAAUCACCACUGGUCUAUGGUCCAGCCUUUGAGAACUGCUCUAGACUGAGUUGAAGCAGGCAGAAUGCUAUUAAGGUGAACAUGAUGCCCCAAAUUAUAAAGGGCUGACAAUACACUCCGAUUUUUUUUAAUCUAAAAUGUGAUACAUUGUAUUUUCCAAGUUGGCCCCAUCUCCUGUCCUACAUGCUCUUCUUACAAUGUAAUCAUGACAUUCCUCACAUAGAGAGGUGGGUCUCUACUCUCUCCUCUUGAAUCUGGGCAGGCCUGUGCUUAUCGUGGAAGUAAUACUAUGUGAUUU
Messenger RNA from Panthera uncia (snow leopard), 5009 nucleotides. It is a transcript of the gene ANKRD45, whose product is annotated as ankyrin repeat domain 45. Gene Ontology annotation, molecular function: protein binding. The record is from RefSeq and is a predicted model, not a curated record. The transcript has 6 exons. Bases 95 to 886 code for a protein of 263 amino acids. NCBI's taxonomy places the organism in Eukaryota, Metazoa, Chordata, Mammalia, Carnivora, Felidae.